Messenger RNA from Homarus americanus (American lobster), 2070 nucleotides. RefSeq names its product tryptophan 5-hydroxylase 1-like (gene Trhn). Lineage: Eukaryota; Metazoa; Arthropoda; Malacostraca; Decapoda; Nephropidae. The record is from RefSeq and is a predicted model, not a curated record. Gene Ontology annotation, molecular function: tryptophan 5-monooxygenase activity; iron ion binding. Gene Ontology annotation, biological process: aromatic amino acid metabolic process. Gene Ontology annotation, cellular component: neuron projection.
CUCAAGCAAGCCGGUCAGGCGCACCAACCACCUGUUGCGUCGAGGCCUCGCCGCCGCCACCGACCCACUCUUGUGUCAACUCUUGUAGUGUCCUCCCCAGCAUCCACCACAGCCGGAGUCUCUAUCCACUCCUCGUCCUUUGGAAGAAGUCUACGAGUGUUAACAAAAAGGUCAUAAACACUGCCUCUUACACACGGAGAAACUCGAAAUAUCUUGACGUGCGGAACAGUAUGAAAGAGGAAAUAAAGUGUUUCUGAGAGAGGGGAAGUUGCUUCCUGAAGGAGGCAUGAGUGCGUCCGGCAAAGGUUUUCUUGGCUUAUGGCUGUACAAGACCGGGGAGGAAUGGAUGCUGAAGGAUCCACUAAGACAACAGAAGUUAGCUAAGUCCAGCACCUCGUCCCCGCCCAAGAAAUCGAAGGCCCCGGAAACCAGCGAUGAGGUGUACCAUCCCGCCCACAACUCUGUCGUCUUCAAUCUCAAGAACCAGAUCGGAGGUCUCGCCAAGGCUCUCCAAGUUUUCCAGGACCGCGGCAUCAAUGUGGUGCACAUCGAGAGUCGUAAGUCUCGUCGUCGCAACUCAGAGUACGAGAUUAUGGUGGACAUCGAGUGUGACAACUCCAAGAUGGACGAUCUACAACUCCUCCAACGAAAGAUGUCUUGUCUCAGCCUCCACGACUACGACAAGGGCGAGAAUUUCCCCCCACCCACUCCCAUGAGUCAGGAGAGCUUCGACUUCAGUGACUUGUGCCCCUGGUUCCCCCGCAAGAUCAGUGACCUCGACAACUUUCAGAAGGUUCUCAUGUACGGCUCAGACCUCGACGCUGACCACCCGGGCUUCAAGGACCCAGUCUACAGGAAGAGAAGGCAGAUCUUCUAUGACGUGGCUAUGAACUAUAAAUUUGGACACGAGAUCCCCCGUGUGGAGUACACCGAGGAAAUAAAAACCUGGGGCACCAUCUUCAAGGAGCUGUUCCGUCUAUACCCGAGUCACGCCUGCAAGGAAUACAACCGCAAUUGGCCCGACCUGGUGAAGUACUGCGGCUAUAGGGAGGACAACAUUCCUCAGCUGGCAGACAUCGACAAAUACCUGAAACGCACGACAGGAUUCUCGCUGCGUCCCGUGGCUGGGUACUUGUCUCCCAGGGACUUCCUAGCAGGACUCGCCUUCAGGGUCUUCCACUGUACGCAAUACAUCCGCCACUCCUCAGAUCCAUUUUACACGCCUGAACCGGACUGUUGUCACGAGCUGCUGGGUCACAUGCCCAUGUUAGCGUGUCCGUCUUUGCCUCAGUUCUCCCAAGAGAUCGGUCUGGCGUCACUCGGGGCUAACGAAGAGGACUUGAUGAAGAUCGCUACACUGUACUUCUUCACUGUGGAGUUUGGGAUGUGUAAGGAGGAUGGUAACCUGAAGGUGUACGGGGCGGGGCUGCUCUCAAGCAUCGGGGAGCUGCGUCACUCCCUCUCCCCGGCAGCCAAGGUGGAGCCCUUCGACCCUGACCCCGUGUCUACUGUGCCCUGCCUCGUGACCACCUUCCAAAACCAGUACUUUUAUACCGACACCUUCGAGGAGGCCAAGGAGAAGCUCAGGGCUUAUGUGUCCAAGAUCCAGCGUCCAUUCGGGGUGCGGUACAACCCAUACACGAUGAGCGUUGAGAUCCUCAGUAACGCGGAGAAGAUCGCCGCAUUAGUUUCCGAGCUGCGAGGAGACCUGUGUAUCGUCAGGAACGCCCUGCAGAAGAUCCACGAGAAUGAUGAUGACGUUGACAUCGAGAAUAUCACCAGCAUAUUGACAUCUGCCCUGAAGACUGAAGACAGUACCAAGUCAUAAUUCAUCCCUCUCUCUCUCUCUCUCUCCCAUUUAUUCAUAAUAUUAUCUAGUUAGUCAUAUGCAAAGUUUUGAAGAAGACAUCGAUAAGUUGGGGAGAAGUGUAUUAGAGUUUAUACAUGUAUGGAUUACUCCUUCUGAUUUAAAUAAUGGAAUAAGAGGUAAAUUAUCCUGAGCUUCCUUAGCUAUAGAAAUACUGUCAUAUAUACAUAAGGCUGUCAUAAUACACCAGACACUGUCAUAUA